CGAUUUCACGGCAUUGUUUGUUUUCAAAAUACCAUAACAAAACAGCGGGUUAACAACUUUCGAACAGCAAUUCGAAAACUGUUGAAUGCGCAGUUUAACAUUAUCGACAUCUGGCAGCCCGAAUGCCGACCAUAAUCGAAAACAACUCUCAGUAAGAAGAAGAAAAAGUCAGAUUAAGACGUCGAAAUUGGGGGCCUGCUUUCUAAACGAUUUGCAAAACUUUCUGUAUAACAACAAAUCCAAAUUCUUAUUUGAGUGUUACGAGUUCUCUCUUAAGAAGCUCCUCGAAGCUGCGCUGACUUUUCGACCGUCAUUUGUGAUCAAAUGAACGUUUGAUACGCUGCCUGCGGUAGAAUGUAAACUGAUGUUGAUUCUUGACUCGCGAACGGAAGGAAAAUUUGUGCGCGUUUUAUGAUGAUCUGAAAAGCAAAAGUCAGUCAAAUACACAGCGACGUAAAGUGCACAGAGCGAGAGGCGAAAACACGGUAAAAAUUUAAUUGAUGCAAAAAAUAAUGAGCAUAAUUCCGCAAAAGUGGCGUUUGUAAGUGAUAAUCAGAGUUUUGAGCGUUAUUUCCUCCAGAAAAUGCAGCAAGUGGAUGAUCCGCCAUUUCUACCAGUCGGAACGGAGGUAAGCGCGAAAUAUAAAGGAGCAUUCUGUGAGGCGAAGGUUCGCAAGGUGGUGCGGAACAUCAAGUGUAAGGUCGCCUACAAGCAGGGACUCGGGUCGGGCACGGUGUCGGAUGAGCUGAUCAAGGGGGUCCUGCGAGUAGGCGCCACGGUUGAAGUGAAACAUCCGGACAAACGCGAGUAUGUGGAGGCGACCAUCACCAAGAUCCAGGACUGCAGCCAGUAUACGGUCGUGUUCGACGACGGGGACAUUACGACGCUGAGGCGGACGGCGCUGUGUCUAAAAAGCGGGCGACACUUCAACGAGAGCGAGACGUUGGACCAGCUACCGCUCACACAUCCCGAGCACUUCGGGAAUCCAGUGAUUGGCGGUAGGCGGGGAAGGCGUUCCAGACACCUACAAGACGAUAGUUCGGAUGAUGAAGACGAUAAUGAUUCGAAGGAAGUAAUCAACGAAAAGGAAGAACAUAUCGGCAAAGUUGUAUGUGUUGAAUCGACUGAAACGAAGAAAAAAGAUAAGGAAAAGUGGUUUCCCGCUCUCGUUGUUUCUCCAACUGCUCAAGUUACUGCACGGAUUCGUGUCAAAGACGAAUACUUGGUGCGUUCCUUCAAGGAUGGCCGCUACUACACUGUUCCGAAAAAAGAAGCGACCGAAUUCACACGCGACAUGGCAGCUAAACAAGAUGGAGCGGCUGUUCAAGCUGCUUUACAAUACUUGGACAACAAUACUCUUCCGCCACACUGGGACAAAGACGCACUUUUUGGACUGGCGAACAGUUCAAGUGAAUACGAGGGCGAAUUUGAUUCCGAUAGUUCGGAUGAUGAGCCUCGUGAAGAGAAAGAUCAUUUCGUGGCGCAGCUAUACAAAUACAUGGAUGACCGCGGCACCCCUUUGAAUAAGGUUCCUUCGAUAACCAACCGCGAUGUUGACUUGUAUCGACUGUUCCGAGCUGUGCAAAAACUAGGUGGAUACAAUCGAGUGACAAGUCAGAACCAAUGGAAAGCUAUUACCACGCGAUUGGGCUUUAUACCGGUGACGGUCAGUGUCACGAACCUUGUGAAGCAGGCUUACAAAAAGUUUCUCCAACCAUUUGAAGAGUUCAAUAGGAAAUUGGGUUGUUCCAUGUCAAUGACGCCACGAAAUGCGAACCGAAGUAAGGGGCGAAGCUUGGUCCGUGCAAAUUCAGUUGCUUCCCCCAAACCGGAGCCUAAAGAACAGAAAAUAGUUCCACCGGUGACCCCAUCAAUUCCAGAUGAGUUGGAAAAUACAAGUGAAUCGAGCAACGAUGUUGUGAAAUCAAAACGAAAGCUUUCGACAGGGAGUGGAAAAGUGAAAGCUAUAGUUGAUAAGUUUGAAGAAAAAAUUAAGGAUGAACCGGUUGAAGCAACGAGCAGCAAACCGGUGAAGACAAUUGUAAAGGAAGAGCAACCUUCGGUUUCAACUCCAUUGGCUUCCAACGUUGGCAGUGCCAAAAAGGAAAAGAAUACUAAAAAAGCGCCAGCCACACCACAGGAGGAAAAGAAAAUUAACAGGAAACGCAAGGACGGUGAUUCAGAGAAGCCACCUGUUAGCACAGAAAUAUCUUCGGAAAAGGACAAAGAUAAAGAAUUUACGAUAGAUGUAGGAGAUAAGUUGAGUGUUUAUUAUCAUGAGAAGAAAGUGACGUAUGAGGCGAAAGUUUUAGAAACAUCUCUGCAGCAGGGCGUUCCAUUCUACCUAGUCCAUUAUACUGGGUGGAAUACACGUUAUGACGAGUGGGUCCCGCGUGAGCGUAUCGCUGAGAACUUGACGGCCAAUAAGGCGAAACGAGGGAAAAGUGCGAACUCUGCAAAUCAGAAGGCGGCAUCAAAUGUUCCACCAAACGACGGAACAAAGGGUACUUCAAGCAAUGCCGACAAGGCUAGUGCGUUAGCAGUCACUACGCUAACAACAAACUUGCCACCCAGCAAGACUGUGACUGCUUCAAAACGGGGCAGGGGAAGAAGUGAUUCUGGUCCACCACGGUCAGUAACGCCGUCUUCAAUGGCGUCGAACUCGAGCCGAACCAAGUCCCCAGCAGCUACGGCUAAUAGAAGGACUACUCGCGGCCAACCCAGCACAUCCAGGCGCGCAUCAAAUAAUGUUUCAGAUAUAUCGCUGCAGACAGAUUCUGAUAGCGACUCUGACACGCCCGUGAAAAAGCCAAUAAAAUCUCCAGCCGCCCAAACUUCCACCGCGGCUUCAUCUCCCAGUACUUCAAUAAUAAGUAAAGUUCCACUGGUGAAAUCGGCUGCGACAAAUAGUCAAAGCGAAACUGAAGAAGAGGAAAUGGCGCCAAGUUCAAGCAAAGGUCGCGAUUAUGACCUCAACCAGAUCCGAUCGGAGCUGAAGGGUUUCAAGGAACUAAAAUCCCCAUCUCCCGAGUCCGAAAGCAAUGCACAAAACGACGGUGAAAAGAAGGCAAACGUUUUUGAUUUCGAUAUUUCGGAUGAUUUGGGGAAAAAAACGAUUCUGUCUUCGAUCAUCCCCAAGUCUUCCACCGAUUCCAAAUCUUCCUCCACUGAAUUAUCUUCUGAGACCGAUUCAUUCGGUGAUGACGAUUCACAAUCGUCAGAUAAGACGACUAUGCUUGAAAACAUGACAGAGAAGUUUCAACAGAAGAUCGCGCACGACAAAAGGCUAGAAAGAAUGAAUUCCGGCGGUUCAGAUAAAAUUUCCUCCAAGACAUCGAGUAUUGAGAAAAUCAUUGAAGACACGCUUGCGGAGAAAAAGCAGGAAUCGCUGAAAUCUAAGCCUUUCUCUAUAGAGAAGAAUCUCUUCAAACCCGUGGAGUGUGAGAUCAAGCAGGAGCCAAAUGUUGUGGAAAUGAAGCCACCAACGGUUGAGAAAAAGCCUUUGAAGGUUGCAAUACCCGCUGAGAAAAAAGUCACCGAACUGGUAGAAAGCAAACCUACCACGAGUAAAUUUGAAAAGAAAACGACGCCGUUGGCAGACAGUAUUAUUUCGCCAGUUAAAAAAGAACAACCGAUGGUGAAGAAGGAGUUGCCUAUUGUGAAGAAGGAAGUAUCUGUUGUUGAGAGUAUCUCCCCUGAAAAAACUGCGAAGGAAACUUCACUCUUGAGUACUUCCGCGGAUAUUUAUGAGUUCAAGGAACCAGAACCAUUUGAGUUCGAAACGCGCAAAUCUUUGGCGAGCACUUUAAGUUCUCCUGAUAUUGAAAAGAAGCAGAAGAAACCAAUUGCUAAAUCCGUAACAGAACCGCCGGCAGAUAACAAGGCGGUUGCUACGGCACCACCAAUGGCGAAGAAAAAUAAAAAAUCUCCUGUGAAGGAUCCUGAUAAAGCCAAACUUCCAAAACUGGAGGAGAAAACUAUUAUUCCUAUAACAGAACCUCCAUUACUCCUGACUCCAACGAAAGUGGAAAAUACAUUUGACGCUUUACGAAAAUCACCCAGUUUUAAUCUUAAUUUAAACUCUGUGGGCGAAGACACUCUCCAACCACCUCAGGAUCCGCCUGCGAUGUUCGCAGAGCCAGAUAAGUCGCCGCCUGCUUCUUCAUCAACUGCAGAUACACAGAAAAAGAUACCGUUUAUCAGUCCCUUCGUAGAAACUUUAAAGGACUCGCCAAAAGCAUUUGAUUUGAAAGCGGAUGUGUCAGCAAUAGAAAGUCCCGACAAAUUGGCUAAAUCAACGGAACUAGUACAAGUGAAACGAAUUCUAGCUCUGGAUCCGGCACUCAAUUUCGAGCCUCCGAAAACCGACAAAUGGAAAAUCUCAAUAGCUGACAAAGUUCUCAAAGUGCUAAAUCAACAGAAACAAGAGGAACAAAAACCCAAGGAAGAGCAACCCCAACAGCCUCUCUGUCCGCCAGUAAUCGAAGCGCCUCAAAUUAGCCCAUUUGCUUUGACCGAAGCUCCAAAAAUCGAAUUACCAGCAAUAAUCAAAAAGGAAAUUGAUAUACCUUUAAAAAAGCCAAUACUUAGCAGUCCCGAGCAAAAGCUGGAUAUCCUGGAAUCGAUUGCUCCGAAAAACAACGAUUUGAGCGAAACCAUUCUGAAGCUAGAGACCGCAAUCAGGAACCGCACAGAAGUGGACCAUUUCGACGAAGAUUCGUCCGACAGCACAGACUCAGAAAGGCGCCUGGUGAUUGAAGACGACUCUCAGAGUUCGGAAACAAACCAGACCGACCUUGGAUAUGACGCAGAUGUCGCAAAGAAACCCACACCGUUUGGAGAAGAAAGUCUCUUCUUGAGCUCGCGAGAAAGUGCAUUUAAAGUUUGCUCCCCAGGAAUGCAGCAGAGUGCAUUUAGUUUGCAAACGUCCUUAGUGUCCAGUUCAACCCAUCCAAUAGAUUUGGAUGUGCCCCGUCCCGAAGUAGAUGCCCCCGUAUUCAAAGCAACUGAGGAGCCAUCAGGCGCACAGCUAGAGAAGCCAUUGCCAGAUUUACAUAUACAAACAAGCAGUUUCGCUAUCAAAAAGGAAGAAUUAUCACCGAAUCAGGACACAAACUCGAUAACUCACAAUGAAGCCAUUAAUCUUCUUCUUUGUGAAGAAACGAUUCCCGGGAGUCCAGCGCCGUCGAAAGAAUCGUCGGAUAUCAAACCAAAUGUGCACCCGACCGAUUCAGACAUAAAACACAUUCCUAUGGAUAUAGAAUGUUCUACUCAGCCACCGCAUGAGGAUCUUGCAUCCGGAGACAAGGUAAAAAUCGAGGCCAACACACCAACGAGUUCGCCCCGUGACUCAAUGAGCCAGGAUGAAAGCAGCGAGGAGCUUAGGAAGACGCAGGAUUUGUUGACUUCGCCAAAGAAACGACGGCACACCCGGAAGCAUUCCGAAUGCGGUGAACCAAUGAGUAAGCGACGGCGACACAACAUCUCAAAAAGGAAUAAUGGCUCAGAUAGCGAUGAUAAUUCAGAUGCCAAUAUCUCACAGCGCUCAAAUCGGUCAAGCCGACCAUGCCAAUACAACUUCACAGUGGAAUUAGAUCCAAACAUGAAUCCUAAUCAACGAAUAGCAAUUCUGAAUAAGACAAUCGCGGAAUUGCGGCAAACGUACAAUAUGAUUAAGAAUGAGUUGCUGAGCAUAGACCGAAGGCGGAAGAAACUUCGGAGACGCGAGCGUGAGAAGAAAAUGCAGCAGAAAAUUAACAGUUAGUGUUGACCUUCAAAUCUUGUGUACGUAAUUGAGAUUACAAGAAAAGUUAUAAACGAAACGUGGAUGUUUAUUGAUGAUUUCUUUUUUAAUAUACAAGUUUUAAGAAAAAACUCUAAUUAAGUGCAAGUAAACUAAUCACGGAAUGUGGUUUAUUUUUUCCGAAUUUUACAAUGUUUUUAUCAGAUCCUAGAUUAAAAGUUUAUCAUAAAUUAAAGAUGUAUGUACGCAAAUGAAUAUGAUAUGGUGUGAUGUGUC
This is a messenger RNA of Hermetia illucens (black soldier fly), 6019 nucleotides long. RefSeq names its product AT-rich interactive domain-containing protein 4B (gene htk). Lineage: Eukaryota; Metazoa; Arthropoda; Insecta; Diptera; Stratiomyidae. Gene Ontology annotation, biological process: regulation of transcription by RNA polymerase II. The record is from RefSeq and is a predicted model, not a curated record. Gene Ontology annotation, molecular function: transcription cis-regulatory region binding. Gene Ontology annotation, cellular component: nucleus. The transcript has 5 exons. The coding region runs from base 584 to 5764 and encodes 1726 amino acids.